GUAAGACAUUGUUUCAUGAUCGUCAUACCACUGGAGGUCUCACUGCAACUGCAGAAGGAUCAGUCUGGGGGAAAAGGAGGGGAUGACAGACUUGAGAUAAUGCUGUUAGCAAGACUUCGUAGCCUAAUAGAGCUGUAGUCAGAAGAGAGAGACUUGCCAAACCUUCAAAUCAUCACCUCAUCCAAGCGGAUUUACCGUAGGCUAUUAAUUAUUAUUUUUUGGUCCAAUCCAGAAGCAUUUUUUCGCAUUUCGAGUAAAGUACAAGGUCACAAUUUGAUUUUUGCUUUAUCCUAGUUAACGUGCUUUGUAUUUAAGUAUUUCGGAUUGGGUGGAGAUCAAACGGUGACUAUGGCCUCGGAGUCAGAGAAGAAUAAACGGCUCUUGCUAGAUGUCCUGACCAGACCUGGAAACGAUGCAUGUGCGGAUUGUGGCAAUGCAGAGCCAGACUGGGCGUCGGUGACUCUGGGCGUGUUUGUGUGCCAGGGCUGCUCCCUCCUCCACAGAGGCAUCCCCCACAUCAGCAGGGUCAAGUCCAUCCAGCAGGAGUCAUGGGAGACCUCAGAGGUGGAGCUAAUGGCUGCCAUGGGUAAUGAAGCAGCCAAAGCUAAGUACGAACAGAAGGUUCCAGCAUUCUACUACAGACCCAAACACACAGACUGCAAGCUACUGCGGGAGCAGUGGAUCCGAGCCAGGUAUGAGAGGAACGAAUUUGAGUUCAUCGAGAAACAGGAGCCUUACUCUGCAGGGUACAGAGAGGGGUUUCUAUGGAAACGGGGCAGAGACAAGGGUCAGUUCCUCAGUCGGAAAUUCAUCCUGUCAGAACGAGAGGGGGCGCUCAAGUACUUCAGCAAGCAGGAGUUUGUGUAUCUCCCCCAGGCGCGGGACCCCAAGGCGGUAAUGAAGAUCGAGACUCUCAACGCCACGUUCCAGCCGGCUAAGAUAGGCAACCCCUACGGCCUGCAGAUCACCUACCUUAGAGACAACAGCACCAGGAACAUCUUUGUCUACCACAGCGACUCUAAGGAAAUGGUGGACUGGUUCAACGCUAUCAGAGCUGCCAGGUUUCAUUACCUUCAGGUGGCCUUCCCUGGAGCCAGUGACGAGGAGCUGGUGCCCAAACUGACUCGUAGCUUCAUGAAGGAAGGCUUCAUGGAGAAAACAGGCCCAAAACACACCGAGGGCUUUAAGAAGAGGUGGUUCACCAUGGAUGACAGGAGACUCAUGUACUUCAAAGAUCCUCUGGAUGCCUAUGCGAGGGGAGAGGUUUUCAUCGGCAGUAAGGAGAACAGCUACACGGUGCUCCCAGGCCUUCCCCCCUCCACCCAGGGCUACCACUGGAACCAUGGCAUCACCAUAGUAACACCAGACAGGAAGUUCCUGUUUGCCUGCGAGACGGAGGCGGAGCAGAGGGACUGGAUCACUGCCUUCCAGAGGGUUAUCAACAGACCAAUGAGACCACAGGAGUACGCAGUGGAGGCCCACUUUAAACACAAGCCCUGAGACUGGAGAUAGAGCUGUCAGUCUACUGGACUAAGAACAGAACAGACAGGAUUUCUCUACAGAGACCCCAGAAUAAGUCUAUGGGGCUCUACUGUACCAUUACAGAGGGAGCAUGAUGGAAGAAAUGCAUCAGAGAGGAGACAGAAAUCAAUAGAAAGACUAUCUUCUCCACCUCUCCUGACCUGAUGCCCAAACCUGGGGUUAAAGGUCAGUGGGUUUUAGAGGAGAGAAAAGGACACAGAAACGUCAACACCCCUGCUGCUGCUCUCCACAUAGACUCUUCCACACUGCACCCCCGCUCUUAGUGUUGUGAGUGGUUCAUCCCUUGUUGUUGUAUACUAAGGAGUCAUGUUCGCUGUGUUUGUUGAGAGCAUUACUGUCAUUUUAAUUAUUGAUUGAACAGUUUUGAUGCCAGUGGAUUUAUGCAAUUUCUCUGAUUGUUCUGCAUAUUCUGUAUACAUUUAACUUUCAAGGUGCUGACAAAACCUAUGCUUCUGGACAGGGUUUUACACAUCUCGCGGCUGUUAUUUAUUUUGAAAUACAAAUGUAAAUAUUUUGAAUCUCAGUGAAUGCUGCUUCAUGCAACAGGAUUGUAAUUUAUUUAAUAUCAUACUGUAUAUGUUUAAUCUCCCUGAACUGAUUCAAUCAAUGUGUGUUUACUAUUGCAAAACACUAGAGGGCACUCUAGGUCAUGUAAUACAUCACCACAACGCACAUCAUCCUUUUGCAGGUCCGCCGCUGUAACAAACUUGACAGGGAUCCAAGCUGAGAACAAUCUCAUUUGUCUUGUCUUGUUUACUUCGGGUUAAUAUGGUCAAAUAAAUAAAUAAAUCAUG
Molecule: messenger RNA, 2336 nt
Organism: Coregonus clupeaformis (lake whitefish)
Lineage: Eukaryota; Metazoa; Chordata; Actinopteri; Salmoniformes; Salmonidae
Product: arf-GAP with dual PH domain-containing protein 1
Exons: 10
Coding region: 349-1500 (383 amino acids)
Biological process (GO): positive regulation of GTPase activity
Cellular component (GO): plasma membrane; intracellular membrane-bounded organelle
Molecular function (GO): phosphatidylinositol bisphosphate binding; GTPase activator activity
Source: RefSeq, a predicted model, not a curated record